UCGAAAUUCUUUUUCCAGGUUACCGCCCUAUCGUGAUGCUGCACUGAUCCAGGCAGUCAUUAGUUCCUAUUUCAUAACUCGGUUCUGUACUUUCUCUCAGUCUACUUCUCUAUAUCCUCGAACGAUGGUAAAAUCUCUCUUCAACAUCUGUUUAUCGGCCGUCUGCCAGCAUCAACUCAACGAUCACUUGGCGUUGAUCCCAAUCGAAUGCAAGCAGAAACUGUUGGAGUUCUUCACCAACCAUGAUCAGCUAUCCACCUUGGAUUGCGACCGACUCGUCUCUUCGCCGUCUUUCGCCGAUAACCUCACCGAGCUGAAGUUCUACCUCAGUGAGGAUCUCUCCGAUUCGAUGCUCACCGCACUCACUGCCAAUAAUAAACGACUUGAAAGGAUCACGCUUGUCGAAUGCCCCAAAGUCACUGAUAAGGGUAUUCGUGCAGUGACAUCAGGUCAAAGAAAUCUUCUGCAACUCGAGUUACGAGCAAUGUAUCAGUUAACUGAUGCUGGUCUUACUGAAGUUCAUUGCCCAAAUCUUCAUACGGUGGAUAUCAGCGGUUGUGCUUUGGUAACGAGUCUAGGGAUUCGAUUUCUUGUACAAAGGAACCCGAAUAUUCAUUGUUUAUAUCUCAAUCAUUGUCGAUCACUUGAUGACCAAGCUCUAUACGACAUAGCCUACUAUGUGGGAGAGCGAUUACGAGUACUCGAGCUCGACUUCCUUCCUUCUCUCGUUGAUCCAGCCGCAGCACUUCAGCAUCUUUCAACCCAGUGUCCAAAUGUGUGUCAGCUCUCGUUGGCUCGAUUUUUCAGCGAGAACUACGAUGAUUUCUUGCCAGUGCAAUUCAAGAUUGAUGGCUUCAACUUGCGGGAUAUCGAUCUAUACGGAAAUUAUUUCACUAUUUUACCGGAGCUUCCCCCCACUGUGCACUCACUGCGUUUGUCAGUUAAUGGCGAUGAGAAUCCAUUCGAAUUGGUGAAAAGUCUGGAAGCUCAGCCUUAUCUAAAGAACAUCAACCUUCAACUGAGCAUAAGGGAUGCUAGCAUCGCUGCCAUCGACAAUGCAAAUACGUUGUUAAGCACAAUUUUGCCAUAUAUUGGAAGCAAGAUCACGAUCCUCACAGUGGCCACUCCAAGACUCUUCGACGAUUCUCUACGUUUGAUCACCGAAUGCACUCCAAAUCUCACCCAUCUCGCUCUUGAUGUUAAUCAUCUCAGCACCCACAUCCUUCAGCGCUACUUCGCAGGUGGCGCUAAAUCGCAAGGAUCACGUCUUCGUUCUUUGAAGAUUUGUCGCAUGAGGAUCACCUAUAGAGUGCUAUUUGCUAUAGCUCGAGGGGCUCGGAAUCUUUUGGAUCUCGAAACUUCUCAAAUGCUGUCGGUUGACGAUCGUUUCCUAGCUAUUCUUGGUGAUAACUGCAGGCAACUAAGAUGCAUCAACUUGAACGGAUGUCGAUGGGUCAGCGACAAGGGCAUGGCUGCCUUAGCCAGGCGCUGUCCAUUGCGAGAAGUUCGUAUCCGAGGUACUGCUUGCACUGAUAAGUCUAUCUACAUUCUCGCUCAAUUCUGCCCCGAUCUCGAGUGGAUCUCGUACGCUGACUACUCAGGUCGACCAAAAUUCACCGACAAAGCACUUCAGUUUCUCAGGGAUUCAUGUAUACAGAAAGUCAUCUGCUGAAUUAAUUACGGGACACCACAACACUUGCACUAGCAUCCACUUUUGCUCUCAUAGUAUUUACUCCUUUUCAGUCUUCAACUGUGAUAUUUUGCUUACACCCCGAACAAUUGUGAUGGGCCGUGUCCUCUCUUCAACAGAAUAUCCUCAUCAAUUCCGUUAUUUAUUUUUUCCGAAAAUUUCGGUGUUGCAAUAAAAAGAUUCGAUCCAUGCUGUCUCUCCAAUACGAUAUGCUUAUCAAAUCCCUUAUUUAUUUGUUCCGAAUGGUAUCGGUAUUACAAUAAAAUGAUG
Molecule: messenger RNA, 1960 nt
Organism: Cylicocyclus nassatus
Lineage: Eukaryota; Metazoa; Nematoda; Chromadorea; Rhabditida; Strongylidae
Source: the annotation of a GenBank genome assembly